GGCGGAGCAGGCGGCAUUUGCGGCCGGCGCCGGGGUGGAGAGUUGCGCGCCGGUCCCUGGGCCUGAGCUCGGGCUCCGGCUCCGGCGCCUGCGAUGUCUCAAGAUGGCGGAGCUGGGCGAAUUAAAGCACAUGGUGAUGAGCUUCCGGGUGUCUGAGCUUCAGGUGCUGCUCGGCUUUGCUGGCCGGAACAAGAGUGGACGGAAGCACGAGCUCCUGGCCAAGGCCCUGCACCUCCUCAAGUCCAGCUGUGCCCCCAGUGUCCAGAUGAAGAUCAAAGAACUAUAUCGCCGCCGCUUUCCCCGGAAGACCCUGGGGCCCUCUGAUCUCUCCCUGCUCUCUCUGCCCCGCACCCCUCCUGUCGGCUCCCCUGGUCCACUAGCUCCCAUUCCCCCGGCCCUCUUGGCCCCUGGCCCCCUGCUGGGCCCCAAGCGUGAAGUGGACAUUCACCCCCCUCUGCCCCAGCCCGUGCACCCUGACGUCACCAUGAAACCAUUGCCCUUCUAUGAAGUCUAUGGGGAGCUCAUCCGGCCCACCACCCUCGCGUCCACUUCCAGCCAGCGGUUUGAAGAGGCACACUUUACCUUUGCCCUUACACCCCAACAAGUGCAGCAGAUUCUCACCUCCAGAGAGGUUCUGCCAGGAGCCAAAUGUGACUAUACUAUACAGGUGCAGCUAAGGUUCUGUCUCUGUGAGACCAGCUGCCCCCAGGAAGAUUACUUCCCCCCCAACCUCUUUGUCAAGGUCAAUGGGAAACUGUGCCCCCUGCCGGGUUAUCUUCCCCCUACCAAGAAUGGGGCUGAGCCCAAGAGGCCCAGCCGCCCCAUCAACAUCACACCCCUGGCUCGACUCUCGGCCACUGUUCCCAACACCAUCGUGGUCAACUGGUCAUCUGAGUUUGGACGGAACUACUCCUUGUCUGUGUACCUGGUGAGGCAGUUGACUGCAGGGACCCUCCUACAAAAACUCAGAGCAAAGGGUAUCCGGAACCCAGACCACUCUCGGGCACUGAUCAAGGAGAAAUUGACCGCUGACCCGGACAGUGAGGUGGCCACUACAAGUCUCCGGGUGUCACUCAUGUGCCCGCUAGGGAAGAUGCGCCUGACAGUCCCUUGUCGCGCCCUCACCUGCGCCCACCUGCAGAGCUUCGAUGCUGCCCUUUAUCUACAGAUGAAUGAGAAGAAGCCAACGUGGACAUGUCCUGUGUGCGACAAGAAGGCUCCUUAUGAAUCUCUUAUCAUUGAUGGCUUAUUCAUGGAGAUACUUAAUUCCUGUUCGGAUUGUGAUGAGAUACAGUUCAUGGAAGAUGGAUCCUGGUGCCCAAUGAAACCCAAGAAGGAGGCAUCUGAGGUUUGCCCCCCGCCAGGGUAUGGGCUGGAUGGCCUCCAGUACAGCCCAGUCCAAGAGGGCAAUCCAUCAGAGAGUAAGAAGAAGGUUGAAGUUAUCGACUUGACAAUAGAGAGCUCAUCAGAUGAGGAGGACCUGCCCCCGACCAAAAAGCACUGUCCUGUCACCUCGGCUGCCAUUCCGGCUCUACCUGGAAGCAAAGGAGUCCUGACAUCUGGUCACCAGCCAUCUUCGGUGCUACGGAGCCCUGCCGUGGGUACACUGGGCGGGGACUUCCUGUCCAGUCUCCCACUACAUGAGUACCCACCUGCCUUCCCACUGGGGGCGGAUAUCCAAGGUUUAGAUUUAUUUUCUUUCCUUCAGACUGAGAGUCAGCACUAUGGUCCCUCCGUCAUCACCUCGCUAGACGAACAGGAUGCCCUUGGCCACUUCUUCCAGUACCGAGGGACCCCUUCCCACUUCCUGGGCCCACUCGCCCCCACACUGGGGAGCUCUCACCGCAGCACCACUCCAGCACCCCCUCCUGGCCGCGUCAGUAGCAUUGUGGCCCCUGGGGGGGCCUUGAGGGAGGGGCAUGCGGGACCCCUGUCCUCGGGUCCCUCUUUGACUGGAUGCCGGUCAGACAUCAUUUCCCUGGACUGAGUCCCUUGGAUUAUGGAAACUUCACUGAGCAAGUGUGCUGUGGGGUCCAGACCCCUGGCCACUCCAACCCCUCAGGGGGCUUUGGCCAAAGGCCAGAAAGACCUUCAUGGAUGCCUGUUUUUGGCCUUAUCUCUGCCUGACAAGUCCAGCACCCAAAGGGUUAAUAUUUAACCUCUUUUUAAGGACAUUUGGGUUCUAUUUUUGGAAAUGUUCUUUAGAUGGUUGGCACAUUCCUUUGGGUAUGUUCACCUAGGCAGCAGGAGGCACGUGUGUGAUGGGGUGUGAGUUGGGGGAAGGGCUGAAUCCACUGGGGGUGGGGUGGAGGGCAGGGGCCUUUCUCUUGUCCUCUAGAGCCCUCUCUUCCCCAAACCUAUGGUUCUGUUCCUUCCCCACAUCCAUGGUCUCUUCAUGUCCAUUCCAUUCUCUUCGGCCAGACAGACAAGUGGAGAAGCUAAGACAGGCCGACACAUGGACAGAGAACUCUAUUUUGGGUUGCAGAUUUUUUUGUACAUAAACAAGAAAAACCAAAAUACUCCAAAGAUGACUUCCCCUGCUUCCUACUUCCCAGUGUGACUGCGGAGGAGAUAAGGCCUUAGCUCUGAUCCCCAGGGGUUUGGGAGCAGGGCCUGGCCUAUUGCCUGGGUCUCUCUCUAUUUAUAUAUUUAAGUGCACAGUGUUUCCUAUGCUGACCAGCUUGGGCCAUGAGCUUCUAAAGGCCCGUGGCCCCAUGGUUAGGUCUGGCUCAUUCUGCACCUUUUCUGGGAGGUGGGAGGACUUCAUGCUCUCCCCAUUCUCCUUUUUCAGGCUCCUCUGGGGCUUAAGACCUACGUUGUAAUUUUACUUUUUAUUCCCAAAGUUGUAGCAAAGUUCUUAUCCGCAAUAAAGGUUGUGAAUGUUC
Messenger RNA from Leopardus geoffroyi (Geoffroy's cat), 2885 nucleotides. RefSeq names its product protein inhibitor of activated STAT 3 (gene PIAS3). The record is from RefSeq and is a predicted model, not a curated record. Gene Ontology annotation, molecular function: zinc ion binding; transcription coregulator activity; SUMO ligase activity. Lineage: Eukaryota; Metazoa; Chordata; Mammalia; Carnivora; Felidae. Gene Ontology annotation, biological process: protein sumoylation; regulation of transcription by RNA polymerase II.